Chaetomium strumarium is the source of this 345-nucleotide messenger RNA. RefSeq names its product Cyanovirin-N. The transcript is spliced from 2 exons. NCBI's taxonomy places the organism in Eukaryota, Fungi, Ascomycota, Sordariomycetes, Sordariales, Chaetomiaceae. The coding region runs from base 1 to 345 and encodes 114 amino acids. The record is from RefSeq and is a predicted model, not a curated record.
AUGUCUUUCCACGCUUCAGCUGAGGAUAUCCGUCUUGACGACGGCCACAUGCUUCGGGCCCGUCUUAGGAACGAAAAUGGGGACCUGGUUGAUGCCGAGUUGGACCUCAACCACUACAUUGGGAACGAUAACGGCUGUUUCGAGUGGGGCGGUGUGAACUUCUCCGAGAGCGCCGAGGGCAUCACCUUUGCGAUCGAAGGUGGCGACUCAGUCCCCGUCCUUCGCGCCGGUCUCAAGGACCUCGACGGCAAUGUGCAGUGGAGGGACCUGAACCUGGGCGAGCGCAUUGGCAACAUUGAUGGCAACUUCCAGUUCGGUAAGUGGAUUAUACUAGCAUCCAGGUAA